Pestalotiopsis fici W106-1 is the source of this 1461-nucleotide messenger RNA. RefSeq lists its product as uncharacterized. The transcript has 4 exons. The coding region runs from base 1 to 1461 and encodes 486 amino acids. The record is from RefSeq and is a predicted model, not a curated record. NCBI's taxonomy places the organism in Eukaryota, Fungi, Ascomycota, Sordariomycetes, Amphisphaeriales, Sporocadaceae. Gene Ontology annotation, cellular component: membrane. Gene Ontology annotation, biological process: transmembrane transport. Gene Ontology annotation, molecular function: transmembrane transporter activity.
AUGUCGCUGAGCUCGCCUCGUUACGACCCAAGUCUAGGGCUGGGAGCAGAAACCACCCGAGCCAUGGGCAAGACGCGACAGUAUGCCUUCCUACUCCUUGUGGCUUUGACGCAAGCGGUUCAGAUGGUUCCACUGGGUGUCGGGAUUAACUCAGGUCUUGUCAUCGGACAGGUGCUGGGGGCUGACCCUAUCCGAUCGGUCUGGGUGGUCGCAUCGUAUCCUCUGACCCAAGGUUCGUUUGUUCUGAUAGGCGGUCGUCUUGGAGCGAUUUAUGGCCAUAAGAAUCUCGUGGUGCUGGGCGGCGCCUGGUGGGUGUUCUGGGCCCUCUGCGGUGGAUUCUCAAGCAAUCUGGUCAUGAUGUGCACAACGAGAGCCCUAUGUGGCGCUGGUGGUGGGAUCAUGGUACCUAACCUCAUUGCUUUGAUCAGCAUCACGCUUCCCCCUGGGCAAAGAAGAAACCUCGGCUUCGCUCUGUUUGGGGCCAUGUCACCCGUUGGAGCUGCUGGAGGAUCUCUUGUGGGAGCUGUCAUUGUUCAACUGUCCGAAUUCAGAUGGGUAUUUUUCUUGAUGGGACUUUUAGGGUUCGUCGUGUACGGUAGCAUGAUAUUGGUCCUUGCAAACGAUGAACCUGUCGAUGCAUCCGGUAGUGUCGACUGGGUGGGAGCUUAUUUGGGAGUUGGCGGUCUCAUUUUGUUCAACUUUGUCUGGAAUCAGGCGCCUUCAGUCGGGUGGCAGACAUGGUACGAGAUUGUACUUCUCAUUGCCUCUUUGAUCCAUUUCACCGCGUUCACCUACUGGGAAAUGAGGGUUGCGAAGCACCCAAUUUUGCCGUUCGACAUAUGGCGUUCGCAAUCCUUUAACAGACUGCUCUUGACAAUAUCGUUUGCCUUCAUGGGCCUUGGUAUUUUCUUCUGGUACAUGAACCUUUACAUGCAGACAGUCAACGGAGACAGUUUGAUCACUGUGGGACUUCAUUACCUACCACUCACGAUCGGAGGCUCCAUUACCCCAUUCUUUGCCGCCUGGCUCGUGCCGCGGUUGCCGGCAAAAGCCAUCAUCGGCAUAGGUUGUCUGGCCAUGGCUACAAUCAACAUUUUACUUGCCACAAUUCCUGCCCAUCUAACUUACUGGGCAAUGGCAUUUCCUGCGAUGUUGCUCUCAGCAUUUACAGUCGACCUUAUCACAACAAGCUCUCAAAUCAUUGCCAGCAACGCGGUUCCACUCAAACAUCAAGGCGUAGCGGGAUCUCUGAUUGGUACCUUUCUAAGUUAUGGACAGAGUACGGGACUUGGGUUUGCGGGAAUAGUCGAAGUUCAAACAUUUAACAAUGGGAGGGACUUACUCAAAGGUUACCAUAAUGCGGCAUAUCUGGCUGUUGGAUUUUCGGUGGCAGCACUUCUCUUAAGUGUAUUCAUCAACGUUUCCGAGGAUGAUGACGAUGUACAGAUGGAACAGAAUUAG